AAUGUGGCUCAGCUUAAAACAGCUCAGAUAGCUGACUGAACUCAUUCUCCUUGCAUAUAGUAACGGAGGGAGGCGCGGGGGGCUUGGACGAAACGUCUUGCUCUUUAUGCCUUCCCUCACAGAACUGAGAACCUUGAGUUGAAUUAAUUUGAUUUGACUCAAGGUGCCUGUGUGUGUCCAAGGGAUUAAGUCAGUUUUGAGCCUAUCAUCAAGGAAGUCAAACUUAACUGUGUUUUAUUUAAACGUGCUACUUUGAAAUACAGUUUUAAACUUUACAAUGCACACGUAAGUCGCUGCAAAGGCUUCAGCUUCCUUCUCUGAUCGGAAUGUUAAAGCUGCGUAUUCGCAAGACGCCUGUUGCACCGAGUUCACUGAAUGCAGGACUCUCUGUCCUGUAUUCACAGUAUAUGGAAAUCCAACAGAACAAGCCAUCAGAGAACAAAAUGGUGGUAGAGAAGUUCACAACACCAUCCGUGGCACAGCUGGCAGGAAAAUUCCAAGAUCAAUUACCCCUUUCUGGAAAGGAGAAACCAGCUACUAAACCAGCUCAUAGGAAGCCACCAUCUUCCCUUCCCCUCUACACACACAAGGCAGAAGUUGGCCAGAACGGUGAUCUAAAGCCAUCUCCAGAUGCUUCUCAUCCUGCACGGGUGAAGGUUAAAAGUUCUCCCCGGAUUGAAAAGCUCCAGGCCAAUCUUGCAUUUUCUCCAGCUUCUCUGUUGCCAGGAGCUUCUCCCAAAAGUCCUGGUCCCCCUCCUGCCAGUCCACACUUUCAUUCAAGUGAACCAGAUGAAACACCAGUCAGCUUUGAUCAGCCACCAGAGGGCACUCAUCUUCAGUUUUAUAACAAGGUACGGACACGAGGAUCAAUAAAACGCAGACCACCCUCUAGAAGAUUUCGAAAGUCACAGUCAGAAUAUGGCGAUGACCUAGAUUCAGGGCUAUUGGUUUCACCUCACGAAAAUGGUACCAAGUGUGAGGAUGAGGACGGCGUGUUCAUGGACAAGAGUAAGAAUACAGAGUCACUGUCUGACCCUUCAGAUGGCAUAGACCACCAUGAGAAACAAAACUGGACAGCCUCUGGUGAAAAGUCCCCUUCAGAUCCAGGGCUGAAUGACACAGAAAGUAGAGAGACAGAGGGAGGAGCAGAAGAAGUGACAUUAUGCAAAGAAGAGAAUCCACACCAGAACCAUUCAGAGGAAGAGUUGUGUGAAAACACCAAGGAAGAAAAAGAGAAGAGUCCCAGUCCUGACACUGCAAAAGAUACAAAAAGAAGGUCACGGAAGAGCACUUUGGGGGAUAGGGAGGAUGGUAAUGCUUCUGACAAGGAAAAGAACGAUAAAGGUGGUAAAUUAAGUGAGAACGAAGACAUGCAACAGAUACCAGGCACAGAAGACAAUGAGAUUCCACAGCCUACAAAAGAAAUGGAAGCUGAUGUGAGCACCCAGGUGUGAUGCCAGUCUAAUCACUGCACGCAUAGCAUAUGGGAAAUCAAAGUUAGGAUGGGGUUCCCACUGCAGUGCUUACUUAUGAAUGAGCUUGUGAAUGAAUGAGCUCUCCCUUACAUGAAAAUCCCAAAGAUGCCAGUGUUAUCUCCUUUUUCUUGACAGUUCUUAGGCCUUUGUGAUGGCAAAUCUGGUCAUCUCUGAUUGAAAACAGCCUCGUACAGACAAUGAACAUUCUAAGUUUCUCAGGCUGGUGACACAACAAAAAAAGCAUUGAAAAUCCUUCCAUAAUGAGUUAAAGAAUGUAAUGAUUGUCCUGGCUUUUUCAAUGUGUUUCAAAUGGAAAUAACUAUAAUGCAUAUUAGAUACAUUUUCUGAUUAAAGUUGACAUUUCCAAACCUC
Varanus komodoensis (Komodo dragon) is the source of this 1847-nucleotide messenger RNA. RefSeq names its product RCSD domain containing 1 (gene RCSD1). The record is from RefSeq and is a predicted model, not a curated record. Gene Ontology annotation, molecular function: retromer complex binding; phosphatidylinositol phosphate binding; actin filament binding. Gene Ontology annotation, cellular component: WASH complex; early endosome. Gene Ontology annotation, biological process: skeletal muscle contraction; protein localization to endosome; retrograde transport, endosome to Golgi. NCBI's taxonomy places the organism in Eukaryota, Metazoa, Chordata, Lepidosauria, Squamata, Varanidae. The transcript has 6 exons. The coding region runs from base 327 to 1454 and encodes 375 amino acids.